UUUAAAAACUUUUAGAGUUAAAAGAAGUGGGAAACAAUUCAUCUGGAGCUUCAUUUCAGCGAAAUCGAGCCGCCGCAGAGUUUUCCCCCACCCAAACCCAAACAAAGACGCCUGACGCGGCGUUAUUGAAUUACUCUCAGGAGUUUACGGCUCCGAUGCGUUCUGUGCCGAGAUUCCCGACCCGUUCGGAAUGAGCAAAUUGGCCCUGUGGGUGCUGACGGGCCUGACGGCUGUCACCACCGUCUUCUUUAACGUCUACAUCUUUCUGAUGACUCUGUGGAACCAGACGGGGAAGAAGGACAGGAGUCCCAGCGAAACCAUCAUCAUGGCUCUGGCGGCGGCCGACGUCGCCUACCAGCUGAUGUGCUACGCCUGGAUGACCAUGGACCAGGUGGACAGCGACUGCCACAUGGUGGGGAUCUUCUACACCAUCCUGCUGGUGCUCAUCUCCAGCUUCAAGUUCACCAUCAUCUGGGACACGAGCUUCCUCACGUUCUACUACAGCACCAAGCUGGUCAGCACGCCCAACCACUGCUACACCCAGAUCCAAGCCGCCAUCCUCAAGCACGCCACCCUGGCGGUUUUCGUCAUCCCGCUGCUCGGCCUCGCCACCUGCACGCCGAUCCUGGUGGUGUUCCAAUUGGACAACCGCACCCAAUGGGAAACCAACGACAUGGACUGCGGGAUUCUGCUGCCGGAGUCUACCGUCGGACGGGCCUACGACGUGAUCUUCCUGCUGCUGUCGGACGUGCUGCCCGGGAUGGUCAUGCUGAAGUGCUGCAUCUCGAUCUCCGUCCACCUGGCCAUCCACCUGCGCCACAUGAAGGCCAGCACCAACGGCGCCCACCCGCCGAAGCUCGGCUCGGAGAUGAGAGUGGUCCAGAUGUCCUUGGCCCUGGCGGGGAACUUCCUGAUCUUCCUCGCCGUCGACCUGUACGUCAACUACGAGGUCGUGGUGAAACACGAGAACUCCCUGGCCAUCGCGUUCUUCAUCACGUCCGUCUACACGACCGUCACGGCCAUGCUCCUCAUCUACGGCAAGAAGACUCUGUGGAAGACGAUGAUACGCGACAUCAACACCUGCCUGGACGCAUAUCCAUGUUUGUCCUGCCUGAAGCUGCCCGAGCAAAAGGCUCCACCCGGCAGUCCUCCAAAGGUUAAAAAGUGAAAAUGCAGAUGUUAUGCCACCUUUCUUGUACUUCUGUCACGUUACAAAGUAGC
Molecule: messenger RNA, 1221 nt
Organism: Xiphophorus maculatus (southern platyfish)
Lineage: Eukaryota; Metazoa; Chordata; Actinopteri; Cyprinodontiformes; Poeciliidae
Exons: 2
Coding region: 191-1168 (325 amino acids)
Biological process (GO): sensory perception of taste; G protein-coupled receptor signaling pathway
Cellular component (GO): membrane
Molecular function (GO): G protein-coupled receptor activity
Source: RefSeq, a predicted model, not a curated record